Exophiala xenobiotica is the source of this 680-nucleotide messenger RNA. RefSeq names its product ribosomal protein L24. Gene Ontology annotation, cellular component: cytosolic large ribosomal subunit; ribosome. Gene Ontology annotation, molecular function: structural constituent of ribosome; RNA binding. The record is from RefSeq and is a predicted model, not a curated record. NCBI's taxonomy places the organism in Eukaryota, Fungi, Ascomycota, Eurotiomycetes, Chaetothyriales, Herpotrichiellaceae. The transcript is spliced from 3 exons. Gene Ontology annotation, biological process: ribosomal large subunit biogenesis; cytoplasmic translation. Bases 45 to 449 code for a protein of 134 amino acids.
CAACUCUUGUUGUCGACAUUCAUUCUCACGCCAAACCCGCCAACAUGACGAAGCUAAACUCCGGUCUGGCCUCCUCGAGGCGCAAGUCUCGCAAGCUGCACUACGAUGCCCCCUCUGGCACUCGACGACUGAUCAUGAGCGCUCCUCUCAGCAAGGAACUAAGAGAAAAGCACAAUGUCCGCAGCAUCCCCAUCCGAAAAGACGACGAAGUCACCGUUGUGCGAGGCACCAACAAGGGCCGUGAAGGCAAAGUCACCUCCGUCUACCGAUUGAAGUACCUCAUCCACAUUGAGCGAGUGUCCCGCGAAAAGUCCAACGGCCAAUCAGUCCCCAUUGGCGUCCACCCCAGCAAAGUCGUUGUCACAAAACUCAAGCUUGAUAAGGAUCGGGAGAAGCUAUUGGAGAGAAUCUCAAAGGGUCGUGAGGCCGUCAAGUCAAAGUCCUCUUGAGUUCAGUCGGUGAGGCAUGAGCUAGUGUGGUGAUGAACCAAAAAAAAAAGAGGAAACGUGCGACGAUCGAAGCAUUUUCACAAGGGGUUCGUUUCAAGAGAAGAGUUGAACGGAGUGGGAAAGAUAACGUAAGCUCAAGGAUUGAUAGAGCUGCGUCCUACAUACCCGGCGUGGCAUGACAAUCUUGCAUGAAUGGAACAAAUUUCAGACAAAAAAAGGCAUCGAUGCAUU